Messenger RNA from Eucalyptus grandis, 945 nucleotides. RefSeq names its product auxin-induced protein 22D. Gene Ontology annotation, cellular component: nucleus. Bases 234 to 809 code for a protein of 191 amino acids. The transcript has 4 exons. Lineage: Eukaryota; Viridiplantae; Streptophyta; Magnoliopsida; Myrtales; Myrtaceae. Gene Ontology annotation, biological process: regulation of DNA-templated transcription. The record is from RefSeq and is a predicted model, not a curated record. Gene Ontology annotation, molecular function: protein binding.
AAUUCAUGGCCUUAGGUAACCACUGGCCUAACACGAGUUUUUCUCUCAUCCUAGAAAGAGCAAAACCACAAUCAACCAAAGAGGAGAAGGAGAAGCAAGAAAACAAGUUAGGAAUUGGGAUUGAAUUGUUUUGUGCAUUUAGCAAUAGAGAUCUUGCAAGCUUUGAGAGUGAAUCAAGUUGUAUGAAACAUUGUUGAGAAAUUUUGUCUGAGGGAAAGGAGAGAGUAUAAGAUAUGGCAGCUCAAGGAGAGGAUCUCAACCUCGAAGCGACGGAGCUCAGAUUAGGGCUACCGGGCACGGUCGAGUCGGAGAAGCAGCAAGCGCCUUUGAGUGGGCGGAGCAUGAAGAGGAAUUUAAUUGAUGUGAACAAUGAGUACGGGUCCAAUGAGGAGGAGUCCAAUGGGUCGAGUGCCCAAAAAUGCGAUAAGCAAGAUGUGCAUCGGCCAUCUAAGGCACAAGUCGUGGGGUGGCCGCCGGUCCGAUCCUACCGAAAGAACUGCUUCCAAAAGAAGGCGGAGGGCGAGUCGACCGGGGUUUUCAUCAAAGUGAGCAUGGAUGGGGCUCCAUACCUGAGGAAGAUUGAUCUGAAGCCCUACAAGGGCUAUUCAGAUCUACUCAAGGAUUUGCAGGACAUGUUCAAGUUCAAAGUUGGUGAUUACUGUGAGAGAGAAGGGUACAAUGGAUCAGAGUUUGUACCCACCUAUGAAGAUAAAGAUGGUGAUUGGAUGCUAGUUGGAGAUGUUCCAUGGAACAUGUUCAUCACUUCUUGCAAGAGGCUUAGAAUCAUGAAAGGGUCAUCAGAGGUUUAAAAGGGCUCGAAAAAUUUGAUGGGCAUGGCCUUGCUGCUUUAAUCAAGAAGACAGGGCUUUCCAAAGCUUGGGCUAUCGGAGAUUUGAAUCUGGGAACAUGAUUUUAGUUUUAUGCCUCUCCCAAAUGUAAUUAUGG